Hippocampus zosterae (dwarf seahorse) is the source of this 2515-nucleotide messenger RNA. It is a transcript of the gene ttc12, whose product is annotated as tetratricopeptide repeat domain 12. Bases 408 to 2504 code for a protein of 698 amino acids. The record is from RefSeq and is a predicted model, not a curated record. NCBI's taxonomy places the organism in Eukaryota, Metazoa, Chordata, Actinopteri, Syngnathiformes, Syngnathidae. Gene Ontology annotation, molecular function: protein binding. The transcript has 21 exons.
ACAAAUCAAAACCUUCAAAUAGAUUCUCGUUAUUAAUUCGAGUUGAAAUGGUAGCAAUAGUUUUGGACUGUGUAUAGUAAGAUUUUAAAAAAUGAUGCACAUUUUUUAAUCUUACUAUAAAGCGACUCAAUUCAUUUUCCGACAUCGUAGAAUUUACAUUUAUCUCUCAAGGCGUGCCGUUGUCAUGGUAACCCAUAGUGUUCGAAGUCAACACGGUCUGGUUUACAACUCACCGCGAAUCACUGGUUGCGAUAUUUUAAUACGUUCUGCAUAUUCAAGGCGUCUUUUUUAUCACUCGACACACAUAAAAAUCGACAGUGUUCCGUGCUGACAAAAGUUCACUCAUGUGAAAAGUUCCUUACGCGUCUGUGCACCGAUAAAAAGACCUGACGCCAAACAAUAACAGCAUGGAUUCAACUGAAGACUUGGACGUUUUCUUGAAGAAUGUCGACGAAAUAUACAAGUGUGUAAAGGACCUCAACUCGUCAGACAGUCAAGUCCAGCAGGAAGCUAUCAAGAAGGCAGAUUGCCAUAUUGCAGCCUUAAAUAGAUCCUGCAGGACAAAAGUCAACAAGACCACAAUCAAUACAAACCCAUCAUCUCAGCCUCCUAUGGAUGCCCAAACUGAGAGUACCGAGAAUUUCAUGAGAUUUAUGGAGAGAGAUGCAGAAGACAGGAAGAAGAGGAGGCUCGCUCAGGAGAAAAAGGCCACUGUGUUUAAGGACAGAGGGAAUCGAGCCUAUGCCCAAAAAGAUUAUGAGACUGCUGUGAAAUAUUACAGUGAAGGCCUGGCUGAACUACGCGACAUGCAGCAGUUGUAUACUAACAGAGCACAGGCUUACAUCAAUCUGGAGAGGUAUGAGGAGGCCAUCAGUGACUGUGAAUGGGCCCUGAAGUGUAAUGGGAACUGCAUCAAAGCUUACCUCCACAUGGGCAAGGCGUACCUUGGGUUGAAGAAGUAUAGUGAGUCCAGAACAUGCUUUGAAAAAAUAGCUCAACUUGAACCACAGAUGGAGAACAUGGCUAAAGAAUACCUGACCAAGAUAGAUCUGGAAAAGAAGAAGGAGAGUGAAGAAUUCAACGCCAGGCAAGAUUUUGACAGGGGAGUGGAAAAGGCCAAACUGAUCCCUCAGCUUGUGGAGAAGCUGUCAGAGCCUGGGCAGAUGCUGCUCUACUAUUGCGGAAUAUUGGAGAUUCUGGCCCAUGCUGUGACUGACAGCAGCGGCCAAACGCUUUUCAGGCUGCACAACGGCUUCAGUAUUAUCGACAGCAAUGACACAACGAGGAGUUGCCUUUUGCAGGAAGCAAAUGACCCAUGCAGCCAAGACUUGUGUGUCAGCGUUCUCAAUGUUUGGACGAUAGCAUGCAGGGAAAACGAGGAAAACCAGAAAACGCUGUUGACAUGUCCAGCGUCCAAAGCGUCCAUUGUUCCCUUGGUCUCGGCUGAAAAUGACGCAAUGCAAAAGGAGUGCCUGGAAUUGUUAUGCGUGUUCUCGCAUACUGCACAUGGCAGACGUCUUCUCAUUGACAACUUGGAUGUCCCCACGUUAACAAGGAGCCUCAUGGCGUGCAUCUCGAGGCCAGCGCCGCAACGGGAGAACAGAGCGGUCCUCAUUCUGCAGGAGUUGGCGAGAGAAAAAAAAUUUUGCUUUCAGCUAAGAACUGCGCUGGCAGACUCUGUCUCUGAGCCAUUCACAACAAUUAUGAGCAAUAUCAGCAUGGACAAUCGUCACGUCGUCCCUUCGCUUUUAUCAGCUGUCGGCAGUCUGAGUAGAGAUGACGUCAUCCGUCACACUCUUGCUCACGAUGCAGAAUGUUGGAAGGCCUUCCUGCUUGCCAUCAAAAAUUGCAUCGCAUGCAGUUUCAAUGAGAUACUUUACCCUCUGCUUGGCUUGAUCAUCAACCUUUCAACACUGACCUCCACUGUUAUUCAGGAAAAUGCAUUUUCACUCUGUGGCUGCUGCCUGGACCUGCUGAGGGAUAAUGAUGAAGACAUUGUUACGAGAGCCUUGGGUGUGCUGAGCACCGUCCUCCCUCAGUCCUCCGAGGCUGUUACUCAUGUUGUUCAGCGAGAUGUGGUGAAGACGGUGCAGCGACAGCUCAAGCAAGCAGACUUGGCUGCCACGAAGUAUGCUCUAAAGAUUCUGACGGUGUGCACGGCGGCCAGCCAGUUGGCCCGGGAGGUGCUGGUGAAGUCUGACAAAAAGCUGUCUGUUCUCCGUCGUUUGCUGAGCUCCAGCUCGGAUGAGAUGGUGUCAGGAAAUGCUGCCCUGUGUCUGGCCCAUUGCCUGGAAUUUAAGGGUGUUGCAAGCAACCUGCUUGGCACUGAUAUUGUGCUUGAGUUGCUUCGCCAUGCUGCCGGAGACGCGAAGAGGACAGCCGUGCAGCAAAAUGCGGCUGUUGCACUGGGGAAGCUGUGUCAAUCCGAGCCCAGGCACGUGAACAAACUCCGAGAGCUACACGGCUUUGAGAUCCUGCACUCCUGUAUGAAGCUCAUUAAAUAAGGAUAUCAGAA